Messenger RNA from Phaethon lepturus (White-tailed tropicbird), 626 nucleotides. RefSeq names its product PDZ and LIM domain protein 5-like. NCBI's taxonomy places the organism in Eukaryota, Metazoa, Chordata, Aves, Phaethontiformes, Phaethontidae. The transcript has 4 exons. Bases 70 to 504 code for a protein of 144 amino acids. Gene Ontology annotation, biological process: actin cytoskeleton organization; muscle structure development; heart development. Gene Ontology annotation, molecular function: muscle alpha-actinin binding; actin binding. Gene Ontology annotation, cellular component: stress fiber; Z disc; filamentous actin. The record is from RefSeq and is a predicted model, not a curated record.
CCCUUCUUGGUGGCUUUGGGGAAGUCGUGGCAUCCAGAGGAGUUUAAUUGUGUUCAUUGCAAAACCUCCAUGGCUUACAUUGGAUUUGUGGAAGAGAAAGGGGCGCUGUAUUGCGAGGUCUGCUAUGAGAAGUUCUUCGCCCCUGAGUGUUCGAAGUGCCAGAGGAAGAUCCUUGGAGAAGUAAUAAAUGCUUUGAAACAAACUUGGCACGUUUCCUGCUUCGUGUGUGUGGCCUGUCAUAACCCCAUCCGCAAUAAUGUCUUCCACUUAGAGGACGGCGAUCCCUACUGUGAGACGGAUUACUAUGCCCUCUUUGGUACUAUGUGCCAUGGCUGUGAAUUCCCCAUUGAAGCUGGAGACAGGUUUCUUGAAGCUCUGGGCCACACUUGGCAUGACACUUGCUUUGUAUGCUCAGUAUGUAGUGACAGUUUGGAAGGUCAAACUUUCUUCUCCAAGAAGGACAAGCCACUGUGCAAGAAACAUGCUCACUCUAUCAACAUCUGAUGCUUGGAGCUCAUCUUGUGUAACAAAUGUACUGAGCAGAAAGAAAGGUCAAAAUGUCUGUGUUCAAUAAUCGGUUAAAAUUAUUUAUGUAUGAUUUUCUAGAAUGGAAGAGUAAUUUGGAA